This is a messenger RNA of Tarenaya hassleriana, 1621 nucleotides long. RefSeq names its product cytochrome P450 705A5-like. The transcript is spliced from 2 exons. Lineage: Eukaryota; Viridiplantae; Streptophyta; Magnoliopsida; Brassicales; Cleomaceae. Gene Ontology annotation, cellular component: membrane. Bases 14 to 1525 code for a protein of 503 amino acids. Gene Ontology annotation, molecular function: iron ion binding; heme binding; oxidoreductase activity, acting on paired donors, with incorporation or reduction of molecular oxygen, NAD(P)H as one donor, and incorporation of one atom of oxygen. The record is from RefSeq and is a predicted model, not a curated record.
GAAAUUGGCUACAAUGGCGUUCGACUUCCUAAACAUCUUCUUCCUCCUACUACUAUUUUUCUUCUCCUUUCUCACAGUCUCUGUCUUCAAUGGCAGAAACCGAUCAUCAAACAACGUUUGCCAUUUGCCUCCAAGUCCUCCGGCUUUACCGGUCAUCGGUCAUCUCCACCAUCUCCUGUCCGUCCCAUGGUUCAAGUCCCUGCAAAAGCUCGGCUCCAAAUACGGACCUCUCCUCUAUCUCCGCGUCUUCAACUCCCCCUUCAUCGUCGUUUCCUCGGCCUCUUUCGCGUACGAAAUCCACAGAGCUCAAGACUCGAACUUCGUCUCACGUGACGCUCCCGCCAUCGAGAAGUCUCUACUGUUCGGAGCAUACGGAUUCGUGACCGCGCCCUAUGGGAGUUACUGGAAGUUUAUGAAGAAGCUGACCGUUACGGAGCUGCUCGGACCGCAAGCCCUCGAGAAAUCGCGCUGCAUCAGAGGGGAAGAGCUCGAGAGAUUUCGGGUUCGGCUGUCGAAUAAGGCGAGGAAGAAUGAGAUUGUGGAUGUGGGCAUGGAAAUGAUGAAGCUCACGAACAAUAGCAUAUGCAGGAUGAUAAUGGGGACGAGGUGUUCGGAGGAAAACGGAGAAGCCGAGCAGGUACGAGAGUUGGUCACCAAGUCAUUUGCCUUGACGAAGAAGUUACUGGUUGCCGCUACAGUCGGCAGAUCGGUGAAGAAACUAGGGUUUACGCUGUUCGAAAAGGAGAUCAUUGAUGUCUCUAGGAGAUACGACGAACUGUUCGAGAAGAUUAUCACCGAACACGAACAGAACCCUAACCGAGGAAACAAGGACAUGAUGGAUAUCAUGCUGGAAGCUUGUCGAGAGGACAACGCCGAGUUUCAGAUCACAAGGAACCAUAUCAAAUCAUGUUUCGUGGAUUUUUUCCUCGGAGGGACCGACACUUCAGCUCAAACAACGCCGUGGAUAAUGGCGGAGAUCAUUAACAACCCUCGGGUUCUCCAAACAUUGAGAAAAGAAAUCGAAUCUGCGUUAGGAAAACCGAGGGUAAUUCAAGAAAUCGAUCUACCGAAGCUUCCCUAUUUGCAAGCCGUCGUAAAGGAAGGGCUAAGGCUGCAUCCACCGGCCCCUAUCUUGUCGAGAAAAACACUGAAAGACUGUAAGGUCGGAGGGUUCGACAUACGAGAAAACACGACGAUAAUCAUUAACGCGUAUGCAAUAAUGAGAGAUCCGGAUUCAUGGGAGAAUCCAGAAGAGUUUAGGCCGGAGAGAUUCUCCGUUGCUAGCUCUGAAGGGGAAGAAGGCGUUGGGAAAGAGCACGUGCUGAAAUACCUUCCUUUCGGGGGUGGAAGACGAGGGUGUCCCGGUUCGAACUUGGGUUACAUAUUCAUGGGAACAGCGGUCGGGACCAUGGUCCAGUGCUUUGACUGGAAAGUCAACGGAGAGAAGGUCAGAAUAGAAGAAGCCGGAGACAUGAACCUAACCAUGGCUCAUCCACUUGAGUGCACUCCUCUUUCUCGCUUCUAAUCUCCAUAUAUUUCUAGUUCAAUGAUCUGUUGUGGUAUUUGUUUGUUUGGUAAUUUGUUUCCGAUUACCGAAAAUAAUUUAUUUAUGGAGAUCCAA